AUGGCGGACGAUAUGGCGAACCGUUACCAGGUGAUGGAGGAAUUGGGAAGUGGGAGUUUUGGCACCGUUUACAAGGCCAUUGAUAAGCACACGGGCGAGAUUGUCGCUGUUAAACAUAUCGAUCUCGAGUCCAGUGAAGAUGAUAUUCAGGAAAUCCAGCAAGAGAUUUCCGUCCUGGCCACUUGCGCCAGUGCGUUUGUUACACAAUACAAAGCCAGUUUCUUGAAGGGCCACAAACUUUGGAUUGUUAUGGAAUAUUUGGGAGGUGGAUCAUGCUUAGACUUGUUGAAACCAGGUGUAUUCAACGAAGCGCAUGUCGCAAUUGUCUGCCAACAACUACUACAGGGUCUCGAGUACCUACACGCCGAAGGAAAGAUUCACCGUGAUGUCAAGGCCGCCAACGUCUUGCUCUCGAAUACAGGAAAGGUGAAGCUGGCAGACUUUGGUGUGGCUGCGCAGUUGGUCAACAUCAAGUCUCAGCGCAAUACAUUCGUCGGGACUCCGUUCUGGAUGGCGCCGGAGGUAAUUCAGCAGGCUGGUUACGACUUCAAGGCAGACAUCUGGUCUCUGGGUAUUACUGCGAUCGAAAUGAUCAAUGGAGAGCCACCGCAUGCUAGCACCCAUCCCAUGAAGGUCCUGUUCCUCAUUCCGAAGCAGCCUGCGCCCCGUCUUGAGGGUAACGAUUACAGCAACACCUUCAAGGACUUUGUUGCGCAGUGCUUGACUAAAGACCCGGAUCGCCGGCCCAGCGCAAAGGAGUUGCUACGACACAAAUUCAUUCGAAAUGCUGGAAAGACCGAGGCACUGCAGGAGUUGAUCCAGCGCAAGCAGGAAUGGGACGCCGGUCGAGGAGUCUCCAAGGACGCCACCUCCCCCGAGGACGACGAGGACUGGGUCUUUGAUACCGUGAAGGCGCCAACGAUGUGGGUGCCCAAGGGCAAAGACUGGUCUACCCUUGACGAAGAGGAUGACGAUUGUGAUCCGGCCGAGCUGUUGCAAGAUAUGCACAUCUCUCAACCACCUCCAGCACCUCCCAAGCACCAGGUCAACCCGGCUGUCCAAGCCAACUCGACUGUCCGACGCACACCGAACGUGGAGCGAUCAGCCGACCGAUCCCCUUCUAUUCGGCGUGCCAACACCAAACGUCGAUCCAGUGGUGUCAAGCAGCCGUUGGGCCUGGACUUGAGCUUUGGCAACAGCCCAUCCACUGUUCGCCAAUUCCGUCGUGUUUCGGACAAGGUCCCGAGCGAGUCUACAACUCCCAAGGUUCCACCCGGGUUCGACGAGAACACCAGUCCCAAGCCAUUCUCCCCCUCUGAAUCGACCAGCAAAGAGGCUCAGCUUGGACGUCGUGCCUACAGCAGGGCCGUCGGCAUGUCCUGCCAGGAGGUCCUUGCCAACACCGGAGACGGCGAGAAACGAGAGGCUAUCUCCCGACUGGCCGAGGCCUGGAGUGAUCUGGAGAUGGUCGAUCCAGAGGGUCUCUACCACAUUAUCCGAACCAUGAAUGAGCGACUGCAAGCCGACCCCCGCCUCGCCUCCUUGAUUCCCGCAGCCCCCGCUCAACCCGACUCUCCCUCCCGCCCUCGCUUGGUGCUGGCCCAAAACAACCCACACCUCAAGAGCCACCGUCGCCGACAAUCGACGCAUGUGGUCGACCCACUACCCCAGUCUCCACCUCGCUCAAGCAUGCCCGGUCAAAAUGUACCUGGCAUGGAGCACACCAAACAACUCUCCGAUGUACUCUACCAGCGUUGGGCAGAGGGACUCCGCAACCGAUGGGGUAUCUAA
Messenger RNA from Penicillium cataractarum, 1791 nucleotides. Its product is annotated as Serine/threonine-protein kinase svkA. The transcript has 5 exons. The record is from RefSeq and is a predicted model, not a curated record. Gene Ontology annotation, molecular function: protein kinase activity; ATP binding. Bases 1 to 1791 code for a protein of 596 amino acids. NCBI's taxonomy places the organism in Eukaryota, Fungi, Ascomycota, Eurotiomycetes, Eurotiales, Aspergillaceae. Gene Ontology annotation, biological process: protein phosphorylation.